AUGUCAAAUUCUAACACAACUGACUUCACCAACCCCUCCACCUUCAUCUUGCUGGGCAUUCCUGGCCUGGAGGCAGCCCAUGUCUCGAUCUCCAUCCCCUUCUGUGCCAUAUACAUCAUAGCCGUCUUGGCAAACUUCACCAUCCUUAUCAUUGUGAAGAUGGACCUGAGCCUCCAUGAGCCCAUGUACUAUUUCCUCUGCAUGCUGGCCGUUGCCGACCUGGGCCUGUCAACAUCCACCCUGCCCAAAAUGCUGAGCAUCUUCUGGUUCAAUUCCAGGGAGAUCAAUUUCAGUGCCUGCCUCACCCAAAUGUAUUUCAUUCACUGCAUCUCAGUGAUGGAGUCUGGGAUCUUCGUGGCCAUGGCUUUGGAUCGCUACGUGGCCAUCUGCGAUCCCCUGAGACAUUCCAGCAUCCUGACAAGCCCCGUGGUGGCCAAGAUCGGCCUGGCUGUGGUGCUGCGUGGCGGCAUGCUCGUACUGCCCUAUCCCUUCCUCGUGAGGCGCUGGCCAUAUUGCAGAACUAACAUCAUUCCCCACACGUACUGCGAGCAUAUGGCUGUGGUAAAUCUGGCCUGCGCUGACAUCAGUGUCAGUAGUUACUAUGGCCUCUUUCUGGCAUUCUUUCUAUCCAGUCUGGAUGUAUUUUUUCUUGCCUUGUCCUAUAUCCAGAUCCUCAGGGCCAUCUUUAGCCUCCCCACAAAGGACGCCCGGCUCAAGACUUUUGGGACCUGUGUCUCCCACAUCUGUGUCAUUUUAGCCUCUUACAUCCCAGCUCUCUUCUCCUUCCUCACUCACCGGUUUGGCCACAAUGUGCCCCUGCAUUUCCACAUUCUCAUUGCCAACAUGUACCUUCUGGUGCCCCCCAUGCUAAACCCCAUCAUCUAUGGGGUGAGGACCAAACAGAUCCGGGACAGGCUGCUCCGCCUCUUUGCUCAUAAAGGGACCUAA
Molecule: messenger RNA, 948 nt
Organism: Malaclemys terrapin pileata
Lineage: Eukaryota; Metazoa; Chordata; Testudines; Emydidae
Product: olfactory receptor 52R1-like
Exons: 1
Coding region: 1-948 (315 amino acids)
Biological process (GO): G protein-coupled receptor signaling pathway
Cellular component (GO): membrane
Molecular function (GO): olfactory receptor activity; G protein-coupled receptor activity
Source: RefSeq, a predicted model, not a curated record